AUGCUUCAAAAUAGUAAAAACUUUCAAAAUGGUGCUUUUCAUUUUAAUUCGAGAGGUCGAAAUAAGAAUAAUCCAUUAGCCGUAGAUCCUUUCGAAUUACCUCCGCCUGACCUAUCAAAGCAUUUAUUAGAUCUUUAUUUUACUCACUUUUAUCCGUUAUUACCGUUGUUACACAAAAAAUCCUUUUUGGCCUCUUUAAAUUCGAAAGAUUCUCCUCCUCCUCCCUUGUUGUUAAAUGCCAUCUAUGCAGUAGCAUCUCGUAUUUCACCUGAUGUUAGGGUGAGAUCGGAUCCAGCAUUACGUGAUACGGCGGGUGAUAUCUUUUUAGAGCGAGCUCGAAUCUUAUUGGACUUUGAAUGGGAUGACUUUAAAGUCUCAACAGUUCAAUCUCUCUUAUUAUUGAGUAGUCAUCAAAAUGGUGCUUUAAAAAAUAUUCGUGGUUGGUUAUAUAGUGGUUUGGCUUUUCGAAUGUGUCAAAAUUUAGGUUUAAAUAGAAAUUGUGAUUCAUGGAAUUUAUCUGAUGCAGAAAAAGAAGAACGUAAAAGAGUAUUUUAUUGUAGUUUUGUUGUGGAUCGAUUAACAUGUGCUAUGCAUGGACGAGCACCGAUGAUUGAUGAACGAGAUUUAGAUGCACCUUAUCCCUCUGAAGUAGAUGAAGAUGAUAAGGAUAACAAACCUACCAUUAUGGAAGAUUUUCAUCAACUUAUUAAACUCUGUGAGAUUCUCGGUGAGAUUCUUGUUCAACUUUAUAUGGUAAAAGGUAGAAAACAGUUAGCCAUGAUGUCCUCACCUGAUGAUGUUAUUUCAAAACUUGACCGAGCACUUAACAAAUGGAUGGCCAAACUACCGCCUUAUCUUCAAUAUCGACCCCCUAACAGUCGUAUGGCCGAAAAGGCACCAGCCCCAAAACUUGAAAUUUGUCAAAUCCACAUGUUAUUCUAUACAGCACUCAUUUUAUUGCAUCGACCUUUCAUUCCUGGACCCACUCAAACCACCACGCCUUCCGUCUUUCCCUCGGCUUCCAUCUGUACCUUUGCUGCUAACAAAAUCCUUGACAUUGUUGAAUGUUUAAUGGCUGAGGGACGUCUAAAGAAUGUCAAUAAUUAUGCGCUUUAUUUUAUGUUUACAGCAGGUAUCAUUUUCAUCAAUGAUGCCCUUUCAUCUGAUUCCAUGUUUGCCUUCGAAGCCAAGAUUAGUAUUAAUAAGAUUAUUAGAGCCAUGGAUGAAGUUGAAAAGACAUGGAUUACAUCAGCUCGUCAUUGUAACAUUCUAGGAGAACUAGCAGGUCUUCGCGAUAUUAACCUGGAAAAUGUAGAUGAAGAAUAUAAUAAUCGAAAUACAGAGAAUGCAAAUAUGAUAAAUCGUGAAUCAUUAUCUAUUGCAGUACCUAAUUCACCUAUUCUAUCCGACCAACAGACAUUUGAAUUUAAUAAAAAUCCAAUUGAUGCACAACGAGGAACAGAGCAUCGAUUUCCUGAUUAUUUAUAUGUAAACAGGUCAACGACACAUGAUUUUUCAUCCUCUUCACAACAAUCUACACCUUAUACCACUCCACCUACAAUGACUAAUUAUAAUACAACUAAUAAUACAGCUAAUAAUACAACUAAUAAUACGACUAAUAAUACGACUAAUAAUACAACGACAGCGGGAGAUUUAAAUUUUGGACAAGAUAAUAGACCUUUCGAUGCAAUUAGAACAGCCUUUUGGGGUGUUCCAAUGUCCUUUGAUAUUGAUGAAUGGAAUAGUUAUUUCAGUAAUCAUAAUCAGCAGCAGCAGCAGCAGCAGCAGCAACAACAACAACAACAGCAACAGCAGCAGCAGCAGCAGCAACAACAACAACAACAACAACAACAGCCAACAAGGUCUCAACAACAGACUCCAAUGUGGUAA
Molecule: messenger RNA, 1890 nt
Organism: Cokeromyces recurvatus
Lineage: Eukaryota; Fungi; Mucoromycota; Mucoromycetes; Mucorales; Mucoraceae
Product: fungal-specific transcription factor domain-containing protein
Exons: 2
Coding region: 1-1890 (629 amino acids)
Biological process (GO): DNA-templated transcription
Molecular function (GO): DNA binding; zinc ion binding
Source: RefSeq, a predicted model, not a curated record